AUGAAUAACAAUGUGCUGGCCGAAUCUCCUCUGCUCCGCAAGCGCAUGUCCGGCUCGCCGCAAACGCCCCCGACCGAUGACCUCAGAACUCGCCGCCUAGAAAUGCAGAUGGACAGCGCCGCUGCGGGCUCGCAAGAGUCGAUGCAUUCGCAACGCGAUGGCUCGGCCGCGCAGUCUCCGGCAGGGCGCCGUUUCAUUCGAGAAAUAAACACCGACAGAUCUCAAUCAAGCAGCCCGUUUCGCCUUCAGAUGCCAUACAUAACACCCGGGCAACUCGCUUUCUCUGCCCUUCAGUUCCUUCCGGUGCCAAUCCUGGUUCUCAACAACUUCAAGACAGUAGUCUUGGCCAACGAAGCCAUGGGCAGGUUGCUGGGCAUGUUUUCCGAUUCCAACGAUGGCGAAGACCUGGCGCAUGGUGUGGGAAGCCUCACUGGACAAUCACUCUCGCAAGUGGGAAUAGAUAUGCUACAAAACGGACGGCCUGUAUUCAUUGCUUGGGAAACCUUCCUUGACUCAAUCGCAGAGGAAAUGGGACCCGGUCAGGGACAGUCAGCGAACGCACAACGGCAAACCGGCCAAGCGAGCCACCCAGAGGGCGAUUUGACACCCAUCGCGGAGCCAGCUGGAGCAGCUGGAGACAACAAGAUCCCGAGUUACAGCCCGCAAGCGGCUGUAGAAGUCGUCGUGUCUCGGCGAGACUCUAACAGAGCCAUCGCUGAACCCCGAGUCUCUAGCAGGGCUCCGGAGAAUCAAGCGUUUGCAAAGAUGAUUAUCAGCGUCUGGGAGAUCUCAGAACAACAGACAUACUUUACCCUGACCUUCACCAAUACCGAAUCAACAUCGUCCGUGAGCUCCAAGAAAAAGGCAGUAGCUCGGGCCUCCGCUCUCGAGUCUGCUGAGCGCAAGACCAUCUUCACCGCAUCGAACCCACCGUCGGUCGCAUCUAGCCACGGUUCGUCAUCAUCGCCCUCUUACCGCAUCAGCCCAGGCAGUGUCUCCCUCUCGUCCAGCCCGUUUCCACCCAUGGGUCCACCGUACCGAGAAAAGUCGCUUCAAAGUGCCCCUUCGAUGCUUCAAAAGACCAUGAUCCUGAAAGAUGCGCUUCUUGACAACACGGAAAUGCCCAUUCUAGCUAUGUGGAAGGAUGGCACGGUAGCCUUCCCCAACGCAGCUGCUAGGAGACUCAUGGAGAAGGACGCUACUCUCGACAAGCCCAUUGAUGGUCUCGAGGUGUUGAGCAAUUGGACUUUAUAUACCGACGACUUUAGCAGAACACUCGAGCCAAGCGAGUUUCCAAUGGGGGUCCUAUUAAGGACCCAGACACCCUUCUCAGACAUGCGAAUCGGGGUCAUUGACAGAGAUGGUAAAAAGAUCAGGUACAACGUUUUGGCAGAGGCCAUCUGCGACGACGAGACCGGAGAAUUUUUGGCGGGCGUAAUAUCUUGCCGUGACGUUACGGAAAUGGCCAAGGAGAUCGACCAGAUCAAGGCGAGGGAUGCGGAAAGAUUUAAGCUCAUCUGCGACACUAUGCCGCAAUUGGUGUGGACCACGACUCCAGACGGUAUGCACGACUUUUUCAACGGUCGAUGGUAUGACUACACGGGACUGUCACCGGACGACUCUCUCGGACUGGGGUGGAAGAAUCCUUUCCACCCAGACGACAUGGCUGAAACUACAAAACGAUGGACGCAUUCACUCAAGACAGGAGAUCCAUAUGUCACGGAGUACCGCUGUCUAAGUAAGGAAGGCGAAUGGCGGUGGCACUUAGGCAGGGCGCUGCCUCUUAGGAAUCUCGAGACUGGAAAAAUCGAGAAAUGGUUUGGAACUUGUACCGACGUCCAUGAGAGCAUAGAAACUAAGCUCGCCGCAAGAAGGAUGAGACAACAACUUCUCAGUGUCAUUACGCAUGCCAACAUCACUAUCUUCACCGUCGACCUCGAUCGCAAAAUAACCAUGUUGGAAGGCGCUCUUAUCUGGGAUGCCGAUACGUCGGGACAGGACGAUAAACAAUGGUACAUCGGUGGCAACGUCGAUGAAGUGUUCAACAGCCUGAAUCCACAACUCCCCGAAGGAGAGCGCCCCGAUUUUCUGUCAGCUAUAGACUCGAUCUUCUCCCGACGGUCUGGAGAUGUAGUGGUUGAGCAUGCGAUCGACGGGCGUUUCUAUCGGACUCGUAUCCUGCCCAUGACUAGUAAGAAGGCUAAGGGCGAGGCAGGAGACAGCGAAAUUGAAGGUGCCAUCGGAGUCAUCAUGGACGUAACAGAGCUUAAAGCCAAAGAGGCAAUAUUGCAGGCUCAAGCGCAGGAAAAGCAGCAGUUGCUGGCGCGUGAGGCUGCUGCAAAAGAAGCCAGCAGACUGAAAAGUCAAUUCCUCGCAAACAUGUCCCACGAGAUUCGAACUCCCAUCACUGGAGUGAUCGGUAUGGCCGAGCUGCUCCUGGAUGUCGAGCUCAAUGCGGAGCAGCGAGAUUACGCUGAAAACAUUUACCGGUCUGCUAAUGCACUGUUGACUGUCAUCAACGAUAUAUUGGACUUCUCCAAGGUAGAGUCUGGGCGUCUGGAUAUCGAGGAAGUACAGUUCAGCAUGUCAGUAAUAGUGCGAGACGUGGCCAAAAUGUUGAGCUUCGCUGCUCAAAAAAGAAGCCUGGAGUUCAUUUCAGACAUCUCGCCGGAAGUGGCCGACGAUCUUGUCGUCCUUGGUGAUCCAGGGCGUGUGAGACAAAUCAUCACGAAUCUCCUGACCAACAGCAUCAAGUUUACACACCAGGGAUUUGUCAAGCUGUCUGUUGCGAAAGAGAGGGAGACGGACGACAUCAUAGAAAUUCGGUUCAUGGUUCAAGAUACUGGCAUCGGCAUUGACGAAGGAACUCGCAAGCGGCUGUUCCAGCCAUUCAGCCAAGGCGAUGCAUCCACCGCAAGGAAGUUCGGUGGGACCGGGCUGGGCUUGACAAUCUGCAAGAGUCUCCUCGAACUCAUGCAUGGAAGAAUGCAGCUCGACUCGGUCAUCAACCAGGGUACGACGGCAUACUUCUGGGUGCCUUUCAACAAGCCACAAGAGACGCAACCAUCGAAUGUAGUCAAGGUCUCCACCCUGCCGGACAGAUUGCAGUCAGAAAUGAGCGUCUCGUGCAACAGCUCAGAGUUCGAUCAAAUGGGAACGCCACCUCCGACUGACUUCCCAGCGGAUUUAGGGAUAUCGCCUAGGCGCAAGGGAUCGCUCAGGCCGUCCUCCUCUCAAGAGGACCUCCCGGCUUCUGAGCGCUCCAAAAUCCACGUGCUUGUGGUCGAGGAUAACCCGAUCAACCAGCAGAUUGCCAUCAAGACGAUCAAAAAGCUGGGUUUCAACGUCUCAGCCGCCUGGAACGGCAAAGAGGCCUUGGAGUAUCUGGCUACUGCUCAGAACGGCCAGGGCCUAAAGCCUGAUAUUAUUCUUAUGGAUGUACAGAUGCCAGUCAUCGAUGGCUACAAAGCCACUCACCUUCUUCGCCACCACUCCCCUUAUAACGCCUUCGUUCGCGACGUGCCUAUUGUAGCCAUGACGGCCUCAGCGAUCCAAGGUGACCAAGAAAAGUGCAGGAAAGCAGGGAUGGACGACUAUCUAGCCAAGCCGGUGAAGGCAAAGAUGCUCGAACGGAUGCUGGUGCGUUGGUCCUUGAAUAAGCGGAGCGGUUCGACGCCGGCGCUGUCUUCGGAUGUCUCGGUCUGCUCGGAAGGCAGCGACCGCUGCACGAAUGCGGGAAUUCCCUCCCUUAGUGUGCAAGGCCUUGACGGACAAGGACGCUUAACCUUGCCGACGCAGGAGGAGCUGGAUGCGGACGGCAUGCGCGCCGACCUCCCCACGCCGCGGCCAAAAGCAUCACCACCUCCGAUGAUUCACACGCCGUCGCCGACAGAACCGCCGUCGCCCGGAAAGCCGCAGCUGCAGAUCAGGCGGGUCGAGACGGACGAGCUGGCGCAGCAGAGCAGAGACGACAAGCUCUUCGAUGCCGCCGGAGGUGCGGUCACGCCGCACGGGCACACGCCGCUGAUUGAAAAAGGAGACUCGCUGACGCAGGCGAACGUGGAGAAGUUCCAGAGGGAGGAGUUGAGGCGGAGGAUAUCCUCGGAUAAGGUGUGA
Messenger RNA from Diaporthe amygdali, 4116 nucleotides. RefSeq lists its product as uncharacterized. Gene Ontology annotation, biological process: phosphorelay signal transduction system; phosphorylation. Gene Ontology annotation, molecular function: protein binding; phosphorelay sensor kinase activity. NCBI's taxonomy places the organism in Eukaryota, Fungi, Ascomycota, Sordariomycetes, Diaporthales, Diaporthaceae. The transcript has 6 exons. Bases 1 to 4116 code for a protein of 1371 amino acids. The record is from RefSeq and is a predicted model, not a curated record.